This is a messenger RNA of Podarcis raffonei (Aeolian wall lizard), 2642 nucleotides long. It is a transcript of the gene TDP1, whose product is annotated as tyrosyl-DNA phosphodiesterase 1. Bases 312 to 2255 code for a protein of 647 amino acids. The transcript is spliced from 16 exons. The record is from RefSeq and is a predicted model, not a curated record. Gene Ontology annotation, biological process: single strand break repair; double-strand break repair. Gene Ontology annotation, cellular component: nucleus. Gene Ontology annotation, molecular function: double-stranded DNA binding; 3'-tyrosyl-DNA phosphodiesterase activity; single-stranded DNA binding. NCBI's taxonomy places the organism in Eukaryota, Metazoa, Chordata, Lepidosauria, Squamata, Lacertidae.
UUAGCGGUUUUUUUUAACCGCCCAGUAGGUGAACGCGCCAGCUUCACCCGGGGCAGCCCUUUAAAAAAAGACAUUUUUGAAAGGUCACCCGUGACUAACUGGCCCUUUAAGGUAUAGGAAGAAAAAGCAGGUUCCGACCUGGAGGUUCACUGGUCUGAAGGGAAGAGGGUGUGGGCUGUGGAGGAGAACGUGUGAAAAAGCGAAAACAACGGGGAAAGUGAAAGGGGUUGUGAUGAGGUGGGCAUAGUAACCCCUGAGCUCCUCCUAGGUAUCACCUCUGCUUCCCACCCCGAUCCUCCUGGCACGAUAUCAUGUCUCAGGAAAGUGAGCAUGGGAAAUGGACAGUGUCUAGUAGCGAUGAUGAGAGUGCAGCGGAACAAACGAAGAGCGAGAUACCGUCCACCUCUUUGCUGCAGCAAACUGGGCAAGAGAAGGGUCCCCGUUACCCUUGCUCAGAGGCCAGGAAAGCUGCUCACAAAAGAAAAGCAUCUCCCCUGGAGCAUAGCGAUGGAAGCUUUCCGCAGGAAGUGGCCCCGGCUCAGAAACAGAAGCCCUCUCAAGAAGGUUUAGGUUGGUGCCUUUCUAGUAGUGAUGAUGAGGAAGACAAUCUGAAAGAGCGAAGGGGGAAAGGAGGUGCAGCAGCUGGAGUCGGGCAGGAAGAGAGUUGUGCUCCUAAGGGGAUCCUAUCAAACCAUAAACUUCCACCAAGCCACGAAAGGACAGAGCCGUCUGACAGAGUACAAGAUGCUUGGGAUCUAUUAAAUGGACGAAACCCUUUCAGAUUCUUCCUCACUAAAGUCAAAGGAAUUAAGGCAAAGUACAAUUCUGGAGCCCUACACAUAAAAGAUAUUUUGUCUCCCCUCUUUGGAACUCUUGUAUCUUCUGCUCAGUUUAACUAUUGUAUAGAUGUGGAGUGGCUUGUCAAACAGUAUCCAAAGGAAUUCAGGGACAAACCUUUAUUAAUAAUCCAUGGGGAGAAGCGAGAAUCCAAGGCUGCACUACAUGAAGAGGCACAUCCUUAUAAAAAUGUUCGCUUAUGCCAGGCAAAGUUGGAUAUUGCCUUUGGAACACACCACACUGGCAGGCUCUCAUGCCUCAUGGAGUGCUGCUCCAGAGGGCCCCCACCUUUGGGGAAGUUGCCUGCAGCUGGAAGGGAAGAGCUGAAAAGCCCCUGUGUACUCACAGCACACAAUGUGUGGCCUUUAGAUUUGUUCAGGAAAAUGAUGUUGUUACAUUACGAAGAAGGGCUUCGCGUGGUGAUACAUACAUCCAACCUUAUUGAUGAUGAUUGGUACCAGAAAACACAAGGAAUAUGGCUAAGCCCUCUGUAUCCAAAACUGCCACUUGGAGCUGCUGAGUCUGCUGGUGAAUCUCGUACUAAUUUUAAGUGUGACCUGAUAAGCUAUUUGAGGUCUUACAAUUCUCCUACUCUCAAUGAAUGGGUUGAAAUAAUCAAGCAGCAUGAUCUUUCAGAGACAAGAGUAUAUCUUCUUGGGUCAACUCCAGGUCGAUACCAAGGCAGUGAAAAAGAGAAAUGGGGUCACCUCAGACUUAGAAAGCUUUUGAAAGAGCAUGCAACCCAGCUACCUGAUCAGCAUUCUUGGCCUGUAAUAGGACAGUUCUCGAGCAUUGGAUCUUUGGGAGCUGAUCAGUCCAAAUGGCUGUGUUCAGAAUUUAGAGACAGUUUGAUCUCUCUAGGAAACAGCACAAAGACUCUGACAAAUCAUGAUGUUCCUGUUCACCUGGUUUACCCAUCAGUGGACAACGUGAGACAGAGUUUAGAAGGUUAUCCAGCUGGUGGUUCUCUUCCGUACAGUAUACAAACAGCACAGAAACAGCUUUGGCUGCACUCUUACUUCCACAAGUGGUCAGCAGAGACGUCAGGUCGUAGCCACGCAAUGCCGCACAUUAAGACUUACAUGAGAUCAUCUCCAGACUUCCAGAAGAUUGCAUGGUUUCUAGUUACAAGUGCCAAUCUUUCUAAGGCUGCUUGGGGAGUGUUUGAGAAAAAUGGCACGCAGAUGAUGAUCCGAUCAUAUGAGCUAGGAGUCCUCUUCCUGCCAUCAGAAUUUGGCUUGGAUGCAGGCUACUUCCAAGUGAAGGAAAACAUGUUUUCUGAUGAGCCGGUGUUAUCAUUUCCUGUACCUUAUGAUCUGCCCCCAGAGAAGUAUGAAAGCAAAGAUCGCCCAUGGAUUUGGAAUAUUCCCUACACCAAAGCGCCUGAUACACAUGGAAAUAUGUGGGUCCCUAAAUGAAUAGCCUAAGUUCACCCUGAAACUUCAGCAUCGUUAAAUAUGAGCCGAUUCAUAUACCUGUGGGACUUGCUGGUUUUAAGAACAUUUACACAGGAUGUAAACUAACUUCUCUUUUUUAAAGAAGUACAUUUUUUAUAGAUUGAAAACAUUUUGAAUAAAAUAAUGGGCAUAUAGAUGAACAUUGCUAGAGCUUAUGAUAAUGCAGUGCUUUUAAAAUUGAAUUUAUAAACAUCAUUGCUGGUUUUUUUAAAUGACCAUGGCAGUUGGGUCAGACUAUCUUUGUACUGAGCCUGAAUAUUUUUAGCCCUGUUCCUUCUUUAUCCUGGAAACAGUGGCCCUGAUGAAGGAGAAAAUUGUGCAGAAUUGAAAUAAAGUGAAUAAAAGUUA